This is a messenger RNA of Ilyonectria robusta, 1419 nucleotides long. RefSeq names its product protein-tyrosine phosphatase-like protein. The coding region runs from base 1 to 1419 and encodes 472 amino acids. The record is from RefSeq and is a predicted model, not a curated record. The transcript has 2 exons. NCBI's taxonomy places the organism in Eukaryota, Fungi, Ascomycota, Sordariomycetes, Hypocreales, Nectriaceae. Gene Ontology annotation, molecular function: protein tyrosine phosphatase activity. Gene Ontology annotation, biological process: protein dephosphorylation.
AUGGACAGGAUCCCCAAGUUCCGUCGCAAACCCAAGAAUCCCACCAUCGAGACCGCCGUCGAGCGCUCCAGCACCGACACCGUCGAUAGCAUCGCCAGCGCCGAGAUUCAAGCUGCAAACACCCAACAGAAGCAACUCCAGCCCCAGAAAUCCGCGACUAAGCUGUCUAAGAAGUCAGCUUUCCGGAAUUUCCGACUACGUGCCUCGGCCAAACGGGCUCGCGAGAGCUCUCCUUCGGAACUACCCUCUAGUCCCCCUCCCGCCAUCGUCAGCCAGGACGGCAUCAAGAGCCGGCCUGUCACAGCGGAUGGCAAUGUGAUCAAGAAUGGGAAGGGCGCGACGCUUCAGAUCCCUGCCUUCUUUGACUCGUACAUGCAAGACAUCGACUUCAAAUUUCAGGAACUGACCUGGGCCGAACGCGAUCGACUCCUCGAGGGCACCAAACACGAGUCAGAGGAGGGUUUCAAGUGGGGGACAUUCAAGCAACUCGAUGUGCCAGAGAAGGGUCAGAUGGACCGAUACUUCAACAUCCAACCUUGGAAUCACAACCGCGUCCGACUCCAGGUUCCCGUAAACGAGCUCGAUUAUGUCAACGCCUCUGAAAUCACUCUCGAGUCACCGUCCGACCCCGACAAACUACCGCUCCGCUACAUCGCCAUGCAGGGUCCCACACCACCCUCGUUUGGCUAUGUCUGGCGCAUGAUCGCCGAGCAGCUAUCUUCCCCCGCCGUCAUUGUCCAGCUCACCACCAUGUCCGAGGGUGGCAACGUCAAGUGCGACCAGUACUUCCCAGACAGUGAAGAGGAUCCCACCUGGGUCAUCAACGAACAGAACGCAUGGGGCGACGGCUGGAAAGCUCAGCUCACUCUCGACUCUUUGGAUGAGCUCUGCGACGGAUCCAUCGAGAAGCGCAAGUUGUUGCUGCAUGUGGAAGGCGAGGAGGAAGCCCGUGUUGUCUGGCACUUCCUCUACCGGAGGUGGCCUGACUUUGGCGUGCCCGAGCUCGAGGAUCUUGAUGGCUUCUUCGAGCUCAUGCGGCUCUCCCUCGAGCACAGCGCGCCUUCCAACCCACGCAUCAUCCACUGCAGCGCCGGAGUUGGUCGUACUGGUACUUUCAUCACUCUGGAUCACCUCGUACGCGAGCUUGAGUCUGGCGCUUUCGAGGGCUAUGAUACGCCAACUCAGGGGACCGAUCUCAUCUACGAAACCGUUAGCAUCCUCCGAGAACAACGUAUGAGCAUGGUCCAGUCAAAACCUCAGUAUCACUUCCUCUACCAGGUCAUGUGCAAGCUCUGGCACGAUAAGUAUGGCAUUGACGAGGAGGGCGGCGAACCCGCGGCUAAGAGGCUUGAAGUAGGAGACCCGUUCCUUGACGCAGGUCCUGGGCCUGAUGCCUACGAGGUGGGCAUCGCGAGGUAA